Messenger RNA from Scophthalmus maximus (turbot), 1573 nucleotides. Its product is annotated as myoblast determination protein 1 homolog. Bases 274 to 1071 code for a protein of 265 amino acids. Gene Ontology annotation, molecular function: DNA-binding transcription factor activity, RNA polymerase II-specific; protein dimerization activity; RNA polymerase II cis-regulatory region sequence-specific DNA binding. Gene Ontology annotation, biological process: positive regulation of myoblast differentiation; regulation of transcription by RNA polymerase II; muscle organ development. The record is from RefSeq and is a predicted model, not a curated record. NCBI's taxonomy places the organism in Eukaryota, Metazoa, Chordata, Actinopteri, Pleuronectiformes, Scophthalmidae. The transcript has 3 exons.
UGAAGUUACACAGACUGGCCCUUUAAAAUCACCGUCACUUCUCUGAAGACUUCUUCUGCUUCUCUUACUCAGGUCAGCUGAGUGUUAAGAAAGAGCUUCCUUUCUUUUCCCUUGCUCUUUUUAAAAAGAUAAUUUCACACUUUCUAGUUUGACAAAUACAAACAGACAUUUUUGUGGAUCCUUUUUUUAAAAAAAAAAGUUAUCAGAGGGACUUUUGGAGAACCUUCUAUCUCCUCUUCGCCCUCUUGCCUCUCUCGGGGGAAACCUCAGCAGAUGACGAUGGACAUGUCCGACCUUCCCUUCCCUCUCUCCCCAGCCGACGACCUUUACGACGACCCCUGCUUCAGCACGAGUGACCUGAACUUUUUCGACGACCUGGACGCUCGGCUGCUGCUGAAGCCGGAAGACCACCCCCAUCACCAUCAACACCACCACCACGUGGCGAAGGAUGAGCAUGUGCGGGCCCCCGGGGGCCUCCACCAGGCAGGACACUGCCUGCUGUGGGCCUGCAAGGCCUGCAAGAGGAAGACGACAAAUGAAGACAGACGAAAAGCGGCGACGAUGCGGGAGAGGCGUCGGCUCGGCAGAGUCAACGACGCCUUUGAGACCCUGAAGCGCUGCACGGCCUCCAGUCCCAACCAGAGGCUGCCCAAAGUCGACAUCCUGCGCAACGCCAUCAGCUACAUCGAGUCCCUGCAGGCGCUGCUGAGGACGGGCCAGGAGGACGCCUUCUACCCGCCCCUGGAACACUACGGCGGCGACUCGGACGCCUCCAGCCCCCGCUCCAACUGCUCCGAUGGCACGGUGGAUUUCAUGUCUCCGUGUUCGACCAGAAGUGAAAACAGUGACGGUUCCUACUGCGGCCAGACAACAUACGAUUCCAGCAGCACCAAACCGUCCGUCCUUUCCAGUCUGGAUUGUUUGUCCAGCAUCGUACAGCGGAUCAGCACAGAGCCCGCCGUGGUCCCCCUCGGAGACAGCGUGGUCCCCAGGGGCCCCGGAUCACCUGUGACCAGCCCUGCCGUCUCCAGGCCCUCCGCUGAACCCAACAGCAUGUACGAGCCGCUCUGAGCCUGACGGAGCAGAGACAAGACUUAUUCCCUCCACUUUCAAAACACUUCAAUGUUCCUUCUACAGUUGGAGCUAAGAUAGCUUUUUCAUACCAUCGCUCUAAAUUGAUUUUCUCCUUCCGUUUGGGUGAGGACUUUUCCUCUGACGCUUCAGUACAGUUUCUUCAGGCUGGUGCUUCAGGAUUCAGUCACCUGGUUGGCUGCUGUGUGGUCGACAAAUUUCAUCAGGAGAAAAUGUUUUAUUAAAAUAUAAAGAUCCUCCUUCUAUGUAUAAAUACUAUGUAGGAUUAGAGGGAGGAGAAUAUUUUGUUUUUACUCAUUUCUGCUGCAGACAUAAUUACCAAGGAUCAUUUUGUACAUAUGUAUAUAAGAGCGGCGUGUUCAUAGUACACACACACACAAACACACGCACACACACAGGAUGCUGGGAUUGUUGUGUCAUAUGUUUCUAUAUAUUAUUUAUGAGUGAAUGGCAUCUUAAUAAAUAAAUAUAUAUAUUCUGA